AUGUGUUGUUCUUUUUCAGAGACAAGUCGAAGAAUUCGAGUCAAUGAUCAUCUUGCCAAUGCUGCUCAAGAAUUUGCCGAUAAUCGAAUAUCAACGUCAAAAUAUAAUUUAAUAACAUUUUUACCUAAGAACCUCAUUGAACAAUUUCGUCGAUUAGCUAAUGCCUAUUUUGUAUUUCUUGUGUGUUUGCAAUUUAUUCCACAAAUUACUUCAUUAACACCUGGUACGAGUAUUGCACCACUUGCUAUUGUUUUAUCAAUAACUGCAAUCAAAGAUGCUAUUGAUGACAUUAGAAGGCAUCGAAGUGAUAGUGAAAUAAAUAAUCGUGAAACAAAAACAGUAGUUGGACAUGAAUUAGUAACUAGAAAAUGGCAAGAUAUUAAAGUUGGUGAUAUCGUACGAUUAGAAAAUAAUGAAUUUAUUACCGCUGAUAUUGUUCUUAUAUCGACUAGUGAACGGCAUGGUUUGUGUUAUAUUGAAACAGCUGAAUUAGAUGGAGAAACAAAUCUUAAAAAACGUGAAGCUUUACAAGAAACAUGUGGUCUCGAAGAUCAUAUCGAUCAAUUAUCUAGUUUAGAUGUGGAAAUUGAAUGCGAAGCACCGAAUAAUAAUCUUGGACGUUUUGAAGGAAAUUUAACAUCGAAAGGGAAAAAAUUUCCAUUAAGUAAUGGUAAUAUUCUUUUACGUGGAGCAAGACUAAAAAAUACACAAUGGAUUUUUGGCGUUGUUUGUUAUGCUGGUCCAGAUACAAAAUUAAUGAAAAACAGUGGCAAAGUGAAAUUUAAACGAACUAAACUUGAUCGUUUGCUCAAUCGAAUCAUUCUUAGUAUUUUUCUAUUCUUACUAAUCAUGUGUACGAUAAUGACAAUCUGUAGUGGUUUUUGGGAAUCUUUUAUUGGUUAUCAUUUUCGUAUUUAUAUACCAUGGGAAACAUAUAUAUCUACUAAUCAGCAGAUUGGUGCACUUGAAAUAAGUUUAUUAAAUUUUUUAUCAUAUGUUAUUAUAUUACAUACUGUUGUGCCCAUAUCACUUUAUGUCAGUCUAGAAAUUAUACGUUUGAUACAAUCGAAAUGGAUUGAUUGGGAUAAUAAAAUUGAAAUAAAUAAUCGUGAAACAAAAACAGUAGUUGGACAUGAAUUAGUAACUAGAAAAUGGCAAGAUAUUAAAGUUGGUGAUAUCGUACGAUUAGAAAAUAAUGAAUUUAUUACCGCUGAUAUUGUUCUUAUAUCGACUAGUGAACGGCAUAGUUUGUGUUAUAUUGAAACAGCUGAAUUAGAUGGAGAAACAAAUCUUAAAAAACGUGAAGCUUUACAAGAAACAUGUGGUCUCGAAGAUCAUAUCGAUCAAUUAUCUAGUUUCGAUGUGGAAAUUGAAUGCGAAGUACCAAAUAAUAAUCUUGGACGUUUUGAAGGAAAUUUAACAUCGAAAGAAAAAAAAUUUUCAUUAAAUAAUGGUAAUAUUCUUUUACGUGGAGCAAGACUAAAAAAUACACAAUGGGUUUUUUGGCGUACAAGUAUAGAAAAUCAAGAAAAAGUCAGAAAUGUCUAUGAAGAAAUUGAAAAAAAAUUGAAAUUAAUUUGUGCUACAGCUAUUGAAAAUAAAUUACAAGAUGGUGUACCUCAAUGUAUUGAACGUUUAACAUGUGCUGAAACUGCUCAUAAUAUUGGUUUAUCAUGUCGUUUAUUAACAAAUGAUAUGGAACUCUAUGUUAUUCAAGAGGAGAAUGAAAACGAUGUUGAAAAAAAAUUACAAGAAGUUCGAAAUGAUAUGAUUAACAAAAUUGAACAAUUAUUUUAUGUUUAUAUUGAAGAUAAAAGUAAAAGACUUAAUUGGAAAGAUUGGGGCAUUGAUGUUAUGAAAUUUAAUCGAUAUAGAAUAUCUGAUUAUCAAAAUAAUAAUAAAACACAACAUCCAAAUGUUCAUGCCACAACAAUCUUUCAUACAAAUCAAUUAAAUAGUGAAGAAUUUUAUGGUUUCGGUUUGUUAAUUACAGGUGAAGCGUUGGCAUUUGCAUUGAGUAACAAAUUAAAAAUGAAAUUUCUUGAAAUUGGUACAAUGUGUAAAGCUGUUGUUUGUUGUCGUGCAACCCCACUACAAAAAGCUCAAGUUGUUGAUCUCGUUAUGAAAAAUGAAAGAAAAAUUACUUUAGCAAUUGGUGAUGGUGCUAAUGAUGUAUCAAUGAUACAAAAGGCACAUAUUGAUGUUGGUAUUAGCGGGCAAGAAGGUCGACAAGCUGUACUAGCAAGUGAUUAUAGCUUGGGACAAUUUCGCUUCCUUGAAAUAUUAUUACUUGUUCAUGGUCGCUUUUCAGCACAAACAUUAUAUAAUCCAUUCUUCAUAGCAACAUACAAUGUUUUCUUCACUUCAUUACCUGUUCUAGUAUUAGGUGUUUUUGAUCAAGUAAGUUAA
Molecule: messenger RNA, 2409 nt
Organism: Rotaria sp. Silwood2
Lineage: Eukaryota; Metazoa; Rotifera; Eurotatoria; Philodinida; Philodinidae
Source: the annotation of a GenBank genome assembly